This is a messenger RNA of Tetranychus urticae (two-spotted spider mite), 5653 nucleotides long. RefSeq lists its product as uncharacterized. NCBI's taxonomy places the organism in Eukaryota, Metazoa, Arthropoda, Arachnida, Trombidiformes, Tetranychidae. The record is from RefSeq and is a predicted model, not a curated record.
GUUUCUGUUGAUAACCAGUGGGUUUGCUUUCAAUGUUUUCGCCUCUCUUUGUUUCUCUCUUUUCUCAACAUUUAUCGUUAUUUUUUAUUUGUACACAGAAUCAACAGUAAAGAAAGUGUAAAAACAGAUUUUAUUAUUUUUACCUUUCCAAUGAUUUCAUCUUUUCCACCGUCAACAUCAUUAUCAUCAUCUCUAUCAUCACCUUUACACUUACCAUUCCCAGUUGUUUAUCUUUAUUGUUAAUCUGUUUUCACUUGCAGUGCUUCCUUGUUGCUCACCUGCAAACUCAAAUUCAAUCAAUCAGCCAUUUAUUAUCAUUACUUGUUAUUAUUUGCUUCCAUCAUUAUCAUCAUUAUUGGUGAGAGCAACAAACACAAUAGCUAAAUUCAAUUUGGAUUUCAAUUUUUCGCCGCAAUCCUGAAAAUCGCUACUUUCAACUUUUGUGCAUUCCCGUGUUUCUAAAUGUGCUUUGUAAUGUGAUUCAUUCAUUUUUUCACCAUUUCUUUAUUACAUCAACACUAUUGGUAUUCACUUUGUUUCUAUUCAACCUCAUGAGAAUCAUAUCUGGUUGAAAGAAAAAAGGCUGAAUCAAGUGAAUUCAAAGAGAAAAAGAAAAUCAAAAUAAGAAGAAAAAAAAGAGCAAAAAGGCCACAAUUUUCCAGCUGAGAUGAUAUUAGGAUGAUGUUUUUAAUUUACACAAAUCACUCCUUAAAUUGUUCAAUCAUCAACAAAUGGAUAAAAAAGUGUUGCACUCAAUAAGGCACAGUUUUUAAACUGUGCGCUCCAAUUGAUUAAAUUGGGAAUGAAAAUUGACAUUAAUACAAGUUAUUGUUGUACAUUAUGGUUUCCAGUCUUGUUUUUCAUCCCAUGGAUACCUUCAGCUGCCUUUACAGGAUCAUCUUUAAUUACUCGUCAAGGUGAGCUUAAUAAAGUGGCUCUUAAAGGAUCUCACCUGGAAUUACCAUGUUCAACUGAAACCUUUACCUCUUACGAUGCCUUAUUUCAGUGGAGGAAAGAUGGUUCAUUGUUAAUUUCCUCUCGAAAUUCAUUGAUAAAACCUCAACAUGAAGUUGAUGAAAAGCCACACCAACAGGUUCCAUCGCCAGGUUUACCUGUGAAAACCUUUUUAACAACAAGUGAUCACCGGAUAUCAAUUUCAUCUAUCAAUGGUAGCCUUAAAAUAAAUAAUGUUACUUAUAAAGACGAAGGACUUUACCUUUGUGAAGCAUUCAAUUAUUUUGAAACAACUCUUCUUAAAAUAACUUUAUACGUAAUUGAACCUCAUCCUCGACACCAUCGUUAUCAUUCCCAUGUUCAACGACCUUAUCAUAGUCAAGAGGAAACUCCAGUGGCUUACCUACCAAUUCUGAGUUUAUCUCUUGUUAUCAGUUUUUUCCUUAUCAUCAAUUGUUAUAAGAAAGAAUCGUCACCACAUAUACCUGAUCUCACCGAGACAAGUCGCCUUUCCAGUUUUUUUUCUCGAACCUGCAAAGGACAUCAAUCCUUUCUCCUAACCAAAGCUACAACUGCAACCUUACCAACAACCAGCUUACCCUUGAUCAACAGCUCUAAAGCCGAGGGUAACAACGUCGAGACUAACAGUGAUAAUAAUAAUACAAGGGUGAAACAUUUCGAAGCCAAUUUUGAAGUAAAAAAGUUGACCUCUUCAUUGGCUGGCGAUUGUGAGGCAAACUCGAUUUGUCCGCAAAAUGUUUACAUGAAUGGAAAUGAAUGCCAAUAUGAACAAGUGCAAAAUGAAAUUGACCCAAGUCAACGAGUCCUACAAUCGACAAGACACUAUCAACCGCAAAGUCUUUUACCUUGCCAGUAUCAACAUGAUUACCAUUGUUACCAGCAAUGUCAACCUCGAUACUUGGCUAACUGUGAAAGUGAAUCAACCGUGAAAAGUCCGUCAUCUAGGUUAACCUCUUCUCUAUCAGAGCCCUCACUCUCGACCCACAAGGCAAUGGAAUCAAGUGCAUCACCUUUGGAGGCAACACCAAGUAAUGAUAAUCAUCAUAAACGCUAUUCUACCUCUGAAAUUUUUAUCAACUUUUGUUCCAAAAUGGAUUCGCUACACUCGGAUUCACCGCCACUUGCACCGGCAAUUGCAAGCAAAUCAUUUUGGUCAGAAUCGGUGAAAACAAAAUGUUCACCAACUUGCCUCUCUGAUAGAAGUAUCAUUAAUGAUUCUGAUUUAGAUAGUAAUAAUAAUAAUAAUAUUAAUAGUUGUAAUGUUGAUAAUAAUUUCAUUAACUCAAGUAACAGAAAGAUGACUAAUAUAACAAGAAAUCCGGUUUGCCUUGGAUACAAGAUAAAUGAGAAGUUUAUCAAUUGUGUUGAUGAAUCUUUUUUUGAACGAGAGUCAACUCAUUCAAGUGGCCCUUCAUCACCAACAUCAUUAUCAUCAUCGUUAACAUCAUCAAACUCCUUGGUUCCCAACUCAUCUUCUUCUCCUUCUUUUUCUUACGGUCAAACAAAUAAUAUCUUUUCAAAGCAAAGUGACCACCUCAAACCAAGGAUAACCUAUUUUGAUUCCAUUGUUGUUUAUCGCUCAGAUUCUGGUGAUAUCAGUGAUUUUAUCAGUUCCUUUGUGUCUUGAUGCUGAGAAUGGUGAUGAUGAUGAUAUAAUCAUGAGAAAGAGGCAAGAAAGCAGAAAAGAGAGAGAGAGAAAGAAAAAAGUAAUUUUCCUUUUUUUCAUAAAUAUAUUUAUUAAUAUUGUGCAAGUAUAAAAGCAACAACAGCAACACCAAACAAAAGAAGCAAAAAUCUUUACUCCUUUUCAAUCUCAAACUCAACAUUUAGUUUAUCCUUUCAUCAUUAUCAUCAUCAUCAUCUUCUUAAGUUGUGUAUAUAUCUAUUAUUAUAUUUCAUUUUACCAUUAAUAUUUCUUCUUUCUUUUUUUUCUUCCCUUCAUUUUUGGUUCAACAGUGAAAAGAAGAGAGUGAAAACAAGAAAAAAAAAUUGUGAAGCAACACCAAAAAUCCCAGCCUUAUAAUAACAACCAAUAACAAUAUAAUGCUGAUAAUGUUGAUAAUAAUGAGUAUAAUGAUUUAAUACCCAAAGACAUUGUCUGUGUCUCACUACGUAUAAGUGUGUGUUACUAAUAUGAACACAUAAAAAAAGAGCAACUUUAACAUCUUAAUUCAAUUUUGUUGAAAGCCAUUAAUUUCAAGCAACAACAGAAAAUAAAGAAAAGCAAAAUUUUCCAACAAAAGGUUGAAAAGUAUUAGCGGCCAAUUUAAAGAUUCAAUGGUCAAGACUAGCCGAAAAAAGUAAAAAAAUGUAAACCCAAAUAUCAAUAAACUAUUCCAGCCAAUUCGAACGAUUUUUUUGGCCUCUACUCGACUCUUAUAAAAUUAUGAAAUGAUUUUGAUUUGACUUCUAAUGUCAUCAGGAGCGAUUUAAGAGAAAUGACCUUGCAUGAUCUUGACCUCGGAAUAUGGAAAAUCUGAGAAAUUUUCAGAAAAAAAUUUCAGUCCGCCAAGUCAUCUAGGAGUCGAGUAAUAGCCAAAAGAAAUCGUACAAAUUGGAUGAAAUGCUCUGUAGAUGAAAAUGGCAAGGAUAAAAGGUUAGAAGAAAAUGAAGAUCUUUGGGAUAAAGUUGGAAGAUGAGCAUGAUGAAGGGAAAAGAAAUGAAAAUGUUAACCUGAAAUGUAAUGUUGGUGAACCCAAUGGCUUAAUCUUAAUGCCUUUUCAGUCUUUAUUUUCUGUUGGAUUCAACAAUUUUUUUCCUCUUCCAUCGACUUUUCUCUAAAAUAAAAUGGUCAUUUUUUCUCACCUUUUUCCUUUUGUGGUUCACCUUUAUUUUUACACCCAAUUCUCGAUACAUUGAGAAACUAAUGAAUCUGUGGAAAGAAAAAAAUGUGAACGAAAAUGUUUCCAAAUUUGUAACCUUUUUCUUUUCUUCUUUGAAUCCCCAAAAUCAAGUCCAACUUGAUCAAUUGAUGGGAUGAGAUUAGCUGGUAGAUCAGGUAAAGAGUUGAAUCCUUUGUUGCACUUUUAAAUUGAAUAGUUAGAUUCGGAAAGUUAUACCUUAUAUCAUGUUGUGCUUGGAAAUCAGUGCAAUGAUAGUAAAAGUUGUUGCUCAUUCUAAGCACAUAAUCGAGAAAAGUUGAGCUGAAAAGGAACAAGCAAAAGUUUUUCUUUCUGCAGUGAGAAUGAUGAGUCUAAUCAAGCUGGAAUGAUGACAAGUGAGAGGAUAUGAGAAAUGAAAGAAUUUGAUGAAGAAGAAGAAGAAAAUAGGCUUGAAAUGAGAACAAAAAACGGAAGAGAAAUCAGUCUGUUUAUCAUCAUUCAUCAAUUCCAGUUCUCCUUAUUACUAUCAUUAUCAUGAUUUCAACUCAUUUCUUUUCUCCAUUUUCUUAUUCUCUACUCAAUUCUUUCCAACACACAUUCAGUUUCUUCUUCUUCUUCUUCUUUUCCCAUCUUCUUUUUGUUCCCAAUGAUUAUUGAAUUGGAUUAAAUAAACUUACCAGUUUAGUGUAAAUUAAACGGAAACGUUGGAUAAGAAGCAAAGAACUAGACUUGAAUAAUGUUGCAAGUUUACCUGAGAAAGUAAUGUCAAAUAAAAGUCGAAAAGAAGAAGAAAAGAAAAGAAAAAAUAAGCAAAAGUUGCAUCGAAUGCAAGAUUUAUUUUACCUUCAACAUGACUGUUAAUUGCAUUGGGACAUUAAUGAUGAUCACUGAUUGGCUUUGGUUAACAUUGAUGAAGAAAGAAAAACUAAUUUAUUAUCUUUAUUCCGUUAUCAUGAACAACCCAUUAACUCAUUGUUUUCUCGUAUUUAUUUCAUUUUCGCUCUCAAUUUGUCCAACUUUGUUCAAAUGAAUUUCAUCUGAAGAGAAAAGGAGAAAAAGGAAAAAUUUUAAGUAAAACUGAAAAGAUUUCAAUCUCAACUUUGCUCUUGUUCACUUCACAUGCAAAGAUUGAUGCACUCUUCUUUUCUUGUUGAACCAAUUUUGACCUUUUCCUUGUUCCAACCUCAUUAGAUAAUUUGUUUGAAAUUUUGUGGUGAAAACAGAGAAAAAAAACGAUUUCUUCUCUCAUCAAUUUUCUCGUUUCUUCACCACCAAGCUCAACAUCAUCACCUUUUCAUUGCCAUCAUCAACCCUUCAAAUAAUUACUUAACAUCACUUUGCUUUAAUUAGAUGCUGUUGUUGCCAUCAAAAAGAUGAAAUAAGAAGAAGAAGAAGCAAAAAAAGUGCAAAUAAAAGCGCAAAAAAAGUUGAAUCUCAGAUGAAAUCGUCCGAACGUCAUGUUAACGUUAACCUUUCCAAAUGAAUAGUGUGCAAAGUUGGGCGAAGAAAAAAUGUUCACUUUUUUUCCAAGAUUCUUUGUUUCCUUAUUUCCUCCUGCAAGUCAUCUGUUUUUUUCUAAUUGCACAUUCAAUAGAAAAAAAAGAUUUUCCUGAACAAUGAAGAAGAAGCAAAAAAUGAGAUUCACUUUACGUUAAUGUUGACUCGACGAGGCUCACCAAUAUUGAAAGAUAAAAGUGUUUAUCAAAAGUUGAAACUGGUGAAAAAGUCCAUCACAUUAUGGCGCAUUAUCAUGUAAAUAAAUUAAUGUAAAUGUCAAUUUGUCAAAAUAUAACUUUGUUAAUAAAUAAUUGCUGAAUGUCAAGUUAAUGAUUGAUAAAUAAAUGAUGAUAAUUUUA